AUGGAGAAGGAUCGGCCGGAAGGAGAUAAAGUUGUGUUGGGCGUGUGUGCUAUGGAUGCGAAGGCUAGGAGCAAGCCGAUGAGGGCUAUUUUGACCCGUAUAAAGGCAAGAGGCCAGGUUGAAGUCCGAUUGUUUGGGGAUAAAGUUAUUUUGGACGAAGAUGUAGAGAAUUGGCCUCUAUGCGAUAUACUUAUCUCCUUCUUCAGCAUAGACUUCCCACUUGAUAAGGCCGUUCAGUACGUCAAGCUCCGGAAACCAGUCUGUAUCAACGAUCUUCCGACACAAGCUCUGCUCUGGGACCGUCGUAUCGUUUAUCAAAUCUUAGACCAUUUGGAAAUCCCCACUCCGAGAAGGCUGGUCGUCGCGCGUGAUGGUGGCCCCAAAGUUGAUGCCGCGCUGAUUCACAUAGUCGAGCAAAACUUGGGUCUAACGUUGGGAAAACCGAUGCCAACACCUGAGGUCUCGAUGAGAGGGGAUAAUAACGCGAUCGUAAUUGAUGGUAGUGUGAUGGAGAAGCCGUUUGUUGAGAAGCCUGUCAGUGGGGAGGAUCACAAUGUAUAUAUUUAUUUCAGGAAUGGCGGUGGUCGUAGGCUAUUUAGAAAGAUUGGGAAUCAAUCGAGCGAGAUGGAUCCGAACUUGAACCAUCCUCGAAUGGAUGGGUCGUACAUUUACGAAGAGUUCAUUGACGUUGAUAAUGCUGAGGACAUCAAAGUUUACACUCUUGGACCUACCUAUACACACGCCGAGACCAGAAAAUCUCCGGUCGUGGACGGAGUAGUUCGUCGAAAUACAGACGGAAAAGAAAUUAGGUUCAUCACUCAUCUCAACGAGUAUGAAAAGUUGUUCGCUCGUAGAAUCUGCGAAGGUUUUGGACAGCGUGUCUGUGGGUUUGAUGUUCUGCGUUGUGACAAUGGUGCACGAAGCAUGGUUAUCGACGUAAAUGGGUGGAGCUUCGUUAAAGGAAAUGAGAAUUACUUUGACAGAGCCGCAGAGAUCCUCUACGAAGUAUGUUACAAAGUCAGCGUUUCCCCAACAAGACACCUGGGAGCACCGCCCUUCCCAGAUCUUUCGUCUUCGUGGACCCUCAAGGCCAACGUCACGGUCUUUCGGCAUGCGGACAGAACCCCAAAGCAAAAACUCAAGUUCAACUUCCCUAUCGCUGAAUCAUGGACUGCUCCAUUUGUUCGCUUGCUGAAUGGAGAAAAUGAAGAGAUCAUCCUCCGCGAGGCUCAACAGCUUACCCUCCUCGUUGCAGCAAUCAAGGAGGCAAGAUUGCUCGGGGCAAGGGGCGAAGAUCUGACGAAGCUCACUCAUUUAAGCAAUGCUCUUGCACGAAAAAUGGACCUCCCUGGAACAAAGGCCCAGCUGAAACCUGGUUUUAAGAAGGGGAAGAGUGCAUCUGGUCAGCCACGAAGUCUUGAGAAGCUCCAACUUGUGUUCAAAUGGGGUGGAGAGUUCACGCACGCCGCUCGAUAUCAGUCGCGCGAUCUUGGCGAGAGCAUGAAGCAGGACUUCUCGAUUAUGAACAAAGAUGUCCUCAACAACGUCAGAAUAUACACAUCAUCGGAAAGGAGGGUCGUUGCAUCCGCGGAGAUCUUCGCCGCUGCAUUGUUGGAUGGGGUCCAAACUACAUCGGUAGCAACAAGUGCAGCGUCGACACCAGCAAGGUCUUCUCGGUCCUCAGACGCGUCAAGUUUCGUUGCCCCACAACCUGUCCAACUCAUCAUUAGAAAAGAUUUGCUAGACGAUUCCAAUGCUGCUAAAGAUCUCAUGGAUGACGUUAAGAAACGGCUGAAAAUUUUGCUUCGACCAGGCGAGCCAGAAAAGCGGCCAGAACUUACCUGGAGAAUGAAGAAGGAGCCUGUAGAAGUGGUGAAGGAGGUUAUAGACUUGUUGAGGUCUUUUCGUGAUGUCAUGAGGCGAAACUUUGAGAGAUUGGACGUGAACAAGAUCCAGACCCGAUGGUGCUGCUCUGACGAGCCUUGGCUGUUCCGUGAACGCUGGGAGAAGUUGUUCGAAGAUUUCUGCGAUGUCAAGCAAGAGAAGUUCGAUCCAUCGAGGGUCUCCGAGUUAUACGACACCAUCAAGUAUUGUGCACUGCAUCACCGUACCUUCCUGUUUGCUAUCUUUGACGACCCGAGCGAUGACCCGAAAAACGACCGCAAGUUGCAUGAGUUGUAUGGUCGUGCAAAGGCCUUGUUUGACUUGGUUGCGCCCCAGGAGUACGGCAUAGAGCCAUGGGAAAAAACGGAGAUCGGAGUUCUCACAUCUCUGCCCUUGAUGCGUAAAAUUGUCGCAGACUUAGAGGAAGCAAGGAGCAACGAACUUCCAAUGUUUACUGCUUAUUUCACGAAAGAAAGCCAUAUUCACACCCUCGUGAACCUUGUCCUUUCAUCUGGGCUACCCAUCGCCAAUCCCAGGAUACCAGAAUUGGACUAUGCGUCCCACAUCACGUUUGAACUAUAUGAACGCAAUCAUGGCCGCGGGAAAUCAGACAAGGAGUAUUCUAUCAAGCUGGCGCUGAGUGAGGGAGCACAUUCAUCAAACGUUCUCGACUCUGCGCUGGAUGCGCGACAUUCGCUGAGUGUGAAAACGCGAAGGCGUCUUACACAGCACUUGGACUACAGUCUUGUUGUCGAAAAGCUUUCCAAGCAAUUUUCGCGAGUGCCAGAGGACGAAGAUUCUAUUGCCCCACUUGCUGUGGAAAUCCUGCCUAUUAGUUUGCCCCAAGAAUCCAGUCCCAGCUCCAGCAUCUAG
Molecule: messenger RNA, 2757 nt
Organism: Cantharellus anzutake
Lineage: Eukaryota; Fungi; Basidiomycota; Agaricomycetes; Cantharellales; Hydnaceae
Product: histidine phosphatase superfamily-domain-containing protein
Exons: 17
Coding region: 1-2757 (918 amino acids)
Biological process (GO): inositol phosphate biosynthetic process; inositol metabolic process
Cellular component (GO): cytosol
Molecular function (GO): 5-diphosphoinositol pentakisphosphate 1-kinase activity; inositol hexakisphosphate kinase activity; diphosphoinositol pentakisphosphate kinase activity
Source: RefSeq, a predicted model, not a curated record